Messenger RNA from Diaporthe amygdali, 3243 nucleotides. RefSeq lists its product as uncharacterized. The transcript has 7 exons. The record is from RefSeq and is a predicted model, not a curated record. The coding region runs from base 1 to 3243 and encodes 1080 amino acids. NCBI's taxonomy places the organism in Eukaryota, Fungi, Ascomycota, Sordariomycetes, Diaporthales, Diaporthaceae.
AUGUCUACGCAAUCGAUGCCAUACAUCAUAAGACUGCUUGGAUCUACAACUAUUCGAGUUGUCCGCAUCUCUCCUGGCCUUUGGAAUGAACCAAUAAGAUGCAGACUCGAUUAUCGUGAACUUAAUGACACUUCUGAGCGCUCAUACGAGGCCCUAUCUUAUGUAUGGGGCCGGGACUCACCUGAGUUCUCAGAUGGGAUCUAUCUGGAAGGUGUCCUGUUCCAAGUCACUGUUAAUCUCUCCCGCGCUCUGAGAUACCUGCGAAAAGCUGAUGAAGAUAGAUACCUGUGGAUAGAUGCGUUGUGCAUCAAUCAGGAGGACUACAGAGAGCGGAGUUCACAAGUUAGCAUCAUGCGGACAAUCUUUCAGAAUGCCGAACGAGUUAUUAUCUUUAUGGGCGACGCGAGGGGCCACGAAGGAUGGCGGUCCUACAUUGCACAGCCUCCCACCACUCCGGUAAUGACACUUUACGGAAACGAGCAAGACGAGCCAUUUCUAGUUGGAUUUUGGGACUUCUGCCAAUCGAUUCAGCAGGAGAAUCUCGUCUCACCCGGGAUUACUGUUUUAACGCUUAUUCGGGAAGAGAGUUCCCUUGCCUGUUGGGCCGGCAACCAACAGAACAAAGGGGAUAAUCUUCCCUGGUGGGUCCCGGACUGGAGCUUCGCCUUGGAUCCUGGAGAUAAACGUCGCGCGGAACUUCCUAAUGGUUACAAUGCGAACCAAGGGUGGACUCUUCGGAUCAUCGACAACGAGUCGGAUUACUGGGCCGCUGUCGUCAAGCAGAUGCGGCAACUCGUCGAUUGUCCUGCGGCUCAGUGUCACAACUUGCCAGCAUCACUGUGCCCAUCGCUGCUUCGUUAUAUCGAAUGUCUGGACCUGCGAGCCAAAUUAGUGGCUUUCAAUGAAUUCACCCUCCGACUACCACGUUCUGUUGGAGAGCUUUUUCAGUUGUGCGUGGACGAAGAUAUUGAUAUCUCCCCUAGCUGGCCUCUGCGGAUCGUGGAUGAGGAUAAGCAGUCCCGGCUUUGGGGAAAAUCUUUCGCCGCAUUGCCGCUUGAUGAUCUUCCAGACGAUGUGGUGCAUCAGCUCGAAUCCCUGCGAGAGGCGGUACAAGACCAGACUGGAGACACAGAGGACAGCAAAGAAGCUGCGAAGUCUUCCAUUCUGAAAAUUCAUUCGCUCUUUUUCGGUAUUCAGGGCGAAAGGCCUAUUUGGUACGAGUGCUUUGACAAGCACAUCCUGACGGACGAACAGAGGCACAUCAAAAGCGCCAUAACAGACCUCAUUGACCAGUGCCAGCGGUUACUACCAUUGUGUGAAGCAACAGACGACUCUAUCCUUCCAUUCGAGCUUUUCAAAACUUCCUAUACCCUCCAAGACUCAGCAUUCUGGCUCACCGAGUUUCAAUCCCCGAGGUCACUGGAUCCAGCAUGGAAAUGGAGGCCCAACCCGUUCAAACGUCCAAUUCCUAAGUUGCCGGAGGAAUUGCUGACAAUUCAAACAAAAUACGUAGACAAAGUCACGGAUUACGUAUCGCAGCCGUUCAAUUAUUCGUGGUCAGAUGCGAAGAAAGUGUCGCUGGAGCUAGCUCGGUGGUUUACCUCCUAUUGCCAUCAUCUCAGGCUAUCCCCUCAGGAAACUGAUAACGAGUCAAUACGAGCUUUUUGUUGGACUAUUGUUGGCGGCGUCUGCAGUCGUGCUGACCGCUACCAGGCGGCUGGCGCGAUUGGUCUCAGUCCUCUAGAAGAUUGGUUCCAGAGACUCCUCAGGGCUUUACGUGGAACAUCCGACUGGUUCGAGUCCGUGGAGGCUGACAUUACGCACGACGGUGUCGACGAGGACUUGUUCACUCCCCCAAGCCCGUUCUUCGAAGAUAUCAGGGUUGCCAUAGACGGCCGUGUCUUCUUCUUGACCGCUAAUGGUUCGAUGGGCCUGGGGCCUGCAUCAAUGGAGAGGGAUGAUGUGAUUCACGUCUUCCCCAGCGGCCGCACGCACUUCAUCCUCCGGGAGGACAGUAGUUGGGAGGCCUCCAUAUACCACACCGUAUACCCCGACUGCCCGAGAUGGGUGCUGUCCCCGGCUACGGGCCAUUAUGAGCUCGUUGGCGAUUGCUACCUGCAUUCUAGUGACGCACUAGAGACACAGACGCGCGCGGCAGAGGCCGGAGCUUGGGUGCCCGAGAGCGACAGGUCUCCCCGAUCUCCACACCUCCGCCGACCGGCUCCGAUUUUCGCUCAGCCUCAAAACACCGCUCCCCGCCACUCGGCCUCGACUCCAGACAACAGCGUUUUCAAAAUGGCGCCUGUCUACAAGUUUGCGCUGAUUCAAAUGCAGCCCAAGCCCGUCGACCCAGCCGCAAACUUCGCAAAAGCAGAAUCAGAGAUCCGCAAGGCUGCGGCUAAUGGAUGCCAUGUCGCCGUCCUGCCUGAAUACCAUCUCACCUCCUGGGUACCAGAGCACCCAGAUUUCGUCACAUCUUGUGCAGAAUCAGAGGCCUACCUACCACGGUAUCAAGACCUAUCAAGGGAACUCAACAUCAGCAUAGUCCCAGGCACGAUCUGCGAGUCACACCCAGCCAGCGAGCACGCGCCCGAGCCGCCGCAGAGCGAGAAGGCGCGGGCCGCCCUGGAGGGCAAGGAGCUGCGCAACAUGGCGCACUUCAUCGCCGCCGGUACGGGCGCGCUGGCCGGCAGCUACCAGAAGAAGAACCUGUGGCACCCGGAGCGGCCGCACCUGAGCCCCGGGCGGCACGCGCCGCACGAGGCGUUCGACACGCCGCUGCGCAACGCCGACGGGUCGCCCGUGCGCGCGGGCCUGCUCGUCUGCUGGGACCUGGCCUUCCCGGAGGCCUUCCGCGCGCUCAUCGCCGACGGCGCGCAGAUUAUCAUCAUCCCGUCGUUUUGGCUGGUCACGGACGUCGACGAGGCCGGGCUGGCGCUCAACCCGGACAGCGAGAAGGUGUUUCUUGAGACGAGUGUUGUGUGCCGCGCGUUUGAGAAUACGGCUGCUGUAGUGUUUUGUAACAAGGGCGGGUGCAGCCAGGCUGCGCUGCCGAUUGUGGGCAAGGUGAAGAAUGAGGGUGGGAAGGAGCUGGGGCUGGAUGAGGAUGGGACGGUGUAUGCUGAGGUGGACCUGGAUGUUCUGAGGAUUGCUGAGGAAAAUUACAAGGUAAGGGAGGAUAUAAAGGGCAAGGGAUGGCACUACGGGUAUGAAGUGGUCAAGGACAAGGAACACAACGAGUGA